Suillus clintonianus is the source of this 1350-nucleotide messenger RNA. RefSeq names its product fructose-bisphosphate aldolase. The coding region runs from base 128 to 1330 and encodes 400 amino acids. The transcript has 5 exons. Lineage: Eukaryota; Fungi; Basidiomycota; Agaricomycetes; Boletales; Suillaceae. Gene Ontology annotation, molecular function: fructose-bisphosphate aldolase activity. The record is from RefSeq and is a predicted model, not a curated record. Gene Ontology annotation, biological process: glycolytic process.
UUCUUUAUACAAGGCUCGUGUCUGCAGCUGGCGAAUCGUUCUUCUGAAUCAAUUCUCCGGCGCGGUUCGUGGAGCCUUCGCCCCGUUUCCGCUGAGCACCUGACCUUUGGAGACAUGAUGCUCUUAAAUGCUCAUGCUGGGAGUGGCGGCCUAUGCUGUAUCCCACCAUCUCUUGAUCAGAAACAUGUCUCUCAAUACAACAAGCACACCCGGAUACACUUUCGCUGCCAGCGGAGGAGCUGCCGGUGCAUCCGACGUGGCUGACCCUAUCUCUUACCUUUAUCCUCAUCACUCUACUGCAGUCGCAAAGUCCCUGAUUCAGACCGCUCAGGCUCUCGUCAAUCCACGAGGAAAGGGCAUCUAUGCCACUGAUGAGACUAUUGAUGGCAUUGAGGCCAGACUAGUCGCCGCAGAAGGAGAAUUGAAAGUCUAUACAGAUGCUCAAAAGCAACAGCGCAGACGGCGGUGGAGGGAGUGCCUGUACGAAUCACUUCCCACUGAAUAUAUUUCGGGUGUCAUCUUGUACCAUGAGACCCUUCUCGACUUCCAGCUGGGCCCUGUGCUGUCGAACAGGGGCAUUAUUCCCGGCAUUCGUGCUGACACGGACGCGCAUCCUCUUCCAAUUUCUCCCUCAGAACCUGCUACUCAGGGUCUUGACGACCUUCUACCUCGCCUACAGGCAGCAGCAGCAGCUGGAGCCCGUUUCAGCAAAUGGCGUGCCCCGAUCCUCUGCAAUUCGUCAUCCCUACCCACUCAGGCUGGUCUCGAAGUCCAGGCUGAAAACCUUGCUCGCUUUGCUGCUAUCAGUCAACAAGCUGGUCUAGUUCCUAUCGUGGAACCUGAUGUUGACUUUGCUGAAGAUGCAGACCUCAAGAAGAGCAUCGAGGUCCACGUGAAGAUCAUCAGUAUGAUUUACGCGAGAUGCGCUGCAUAUGGUGUGCUGCUGGAGGGUUCUUUGAUUAAGCCUUCCUUCGCGCAACCUGGCCUCAAGCACCCUUCGCGUUCUACCACGUCAGUUGAGGAGAUUGGCCUGGCCACAGCUACAAUCCUUGCUCGUUCAGUCCCUGUCGCAGUUGCAGGUGUCGUCUUCCUCUCAGGUGGUCUUUCUGACUCUGAUACAGUGAAGUACCUCAACGCGGUCAAUGUUGUCGCCAAUAAGGCUCCCGCUAACUCUCCUCUGUCUCGUCUACCUCAUCUGACGUUCUCAUUUGGACGCGGUCUGCAGGGCGAUGCUAUGCAGAAGUGGGUGAAGGGUGAUGAAACUGGUGCACAAUCUGCGUUUGAGGCCAGGGCUAAGGCUUGCUGGCUCGCAGCGAAAGGCGAGGCUUGAAGCCCUAAAUAUUGGAUCUC